Messenger RNA from Cooperia oncophora, 516 nucleotides. NCBI's taxonomy places the organism in Eukaryota, Metazoa, Nematoda, Chromadorea, Rhabditida, Trichostrongylidae. The record is from the annotation of a GenBank genome assembly.
AUGAGGCUGUACACCCUGUGUUUCUACUUCUCGCAUGAAGCAAUGCCGAGAGAGCCUCUUGUAGUUGUGCAUGUUGCCCUUCUCAAUGAAAUAGCGAACAAUGUGCAGAGUAUUGUGGAAUGUGAGCAUCUUGACUACGAGGAACAAGACUGCACGACUGCUAUCUAUUAUUCCAUCACAGCUACUCAACCAGGACUAGCAGGAAUCGAUCUCGGUAACAUGCUUAUCAAGCGUGUAGCAAGUCUACUUCAUUCCGAACUACCCUCCGUACAGAUACACUCCACGUUGUCUCCCAUACCGGGAUUUCGGACUUGGAUGUUGCGACGUUUGCAUGGAUCUUCCCUCUAUGGAACGCUUAUUGAUGAUACUGUUCUUGGGAGAAUCAGGGAGAUUACUGGCAGAAAUAUGACGAAACAGCAAGCGACAGACUUCUUCAAAGAGAUGCUGACAAACAUUAAUGAUUCGACUAGUGAAAUGGAGCAAAUGAAAGUAUGUUUUUCUCCGGUUAUGUGCUAA